Molecule: messenger RNA, 990 nt
Organism: Leishmania mexicana MHOM/GT/2001/U1103
Lineage: Eukaryota; Euglenozoa; Kinetoplastea; Trypanosomatida; Trypanosomatidae
Exons: 1
Coding region: 1-990 (329 amino acids)
Source: RefSeq, a predicted model, not a curated record
AUGCCGUGUUGCAGUCCUUCAUCCCAUGUCGCUCCGACGCGGCCGCUCGUUACGACAGCGCUGCUGCUACUAGUAUGCGUGGUGGUCGCUGUGGUUGGGUGCGCGAGUGCCCGGAAACAGCUGCCGCUGAACACCCCCUAUCCCCCCAUAGUGCAGAAUGCUUUGCGCUGCGACGUGUGCUCCUUCAUUGUCGUGAACGCCCUCUACCAAGUAGAGGCGAAACGCGAGGAGCGGCAGAGGAAACGGCUGCAGGUGCGCGAGGACGACGUGCUGGAGGAGGUAGAGAAUAUGUGUAUUCCUUUCAAGGACCAGGGCCAGUGGAUUCGCCAAGUGGCUCUGCAAGUGGAAGAGGUGGCACCUUCAAGGAGAGACGCGGACAGGCCCGCUGCUGCAACGCCACGCUAUCACAUGAGCGUGGGGGUGGUGGACUACUACAGCAAGUGCGGCCGAAUUUGCGAAACCGUAGCGGUGCUUUGUGAGGAGUGGAUGGACAGCGGCUACAUGGACGGCUUCUCCAGCCGCCUUGUAAAGGAAGCGAAUGCUGGUCGUAACAUCAGCGAUGCGGCGCACCGCGACGCCGUCUUCGACAGUUUCUGCGCUCCAUCCCCGCACUGCGAGAAUCACGCGACCUUUGCGCGCAAGCUGGACGUGACCCUCAUGAAAGACGCGGAGCUGCGAGAGUCGAUCGACGCGGACAGGCCACAAGAGAUCGAGACGGAGGAGCGAGAGAUGGAGACGAUGCUGCAUCGCCUGACACGUGAGCAGGGCCAGUCCGCCGACGUCUUCUCGCGGGACGAGAUCCGUCGAAUGAAGGAAGCCUUUGUGACGGGGAACAAGGAGGAUUUGCAGGCGGUCGAUCCCACCGCCUUCGACCUCACAGACGAUGAGUUCUCCACGCUGCAGGACUACAUGCGUGGCGAGGAUCGCAAACAACAGCAACAGCAGCGGCAGCGCCGGCCAAGUGCUCCGAGCGACGCCGAUGAUCUCUGA